CUAUUACAGAAAUAUUAGUCGUUAAUGAAAUUCCUCGCGAGCAGGAUGGAAUUGACUGAAGAAUUAAACGGUGCUGUCAGGGUUAAACUGGAACCUGAAGAUGAGUUAAAUUCUGAAAAUAAUUUUAAUAUAAUUAAUCUUGAUACCAAAAAUGUUCAGUCCGAAAUCUUUCUACAAAAGAAUUCAGAAAGGAUUCAUGUGCUUCGAAAAUCUGACGAAACUUAUGAAAGUGAGCUUGACAAUAUAAAAAUCGAAUUCGAAUGUAAAGACGAGAAGCUCAGCAUAAAUUCAUUAGUAGACAAUAAAAUUGAAGAUUAUUCUCAAAAUUGCUUUCAGAAUAUAAAAUACAACAAUGAUUAUAAACCUCUGACCGCAGUUAAAAUAGAAGCUAUGGACGGAGUGAAAAAAGAAUUGGACUUGAAUUUCAGUAAUGAAUGUAUUUAUGCAUGUAAAACUUGUGAAAAAACAUUUACUCGUAAAAUUCAUCUAAAGAGACACAUCAAAUUAUCGCAUCAUAGUAUCGGCUAUGCGUGUGAUAUUUUUGGGAAAAAAUACUCAAAAAACGUUAAUCUAAAGAGACAUAUAGAUUCGAUGCACAAGGGUAUUACCUACACCUGUAAAAAAUGCGGGAAGACAUAUUCAACAAAGAAUUAUCUUAAAAUCCACAUUGAUACUAUGCAUAAUGGUAUUACCAACACCUGUGAUGCAUGUGGGAAGACAUUUUCAACAAAGAAUUAUCUUAAAAUCCACAUAAAGACUAUACAUAAUGGUAUCACCCACACAUGUGGCACAUGUGGGAAGAACUUCGCAACGAAAGGUAAUCUCAAAUUACACAUCAAGACUGUGCAUAAUGGUAUUACCUACACCUGUGAUACAUGUGGGAAGACAUUUUCACAAAAGUGUAAUCUUUAUACCCAUAUCAAGGCUUUUCAUGAUGGUAUCACCCACACAUGUGGCACAUGUGGGAAGAACUUUGCAACGAAAGGUAAUCUCAAAUUACACAUCAAGACUGUGCAUAAUGGUAUGACCCACACCUGUGAUACAUGCGGGAACACAUUUUCACAAAAGAGUCAUCUUAAAAUCCACAUUGACGCUUUGCAUAAUGGUAUCACCCACACCUGUGAUACAUGCGGGAAGACAUUUUCACAAAAGAGUCAUCUUAAAAUCCACAUUGACGCUUUGCAUAAUGGUAUCACACAUAAGUGCGAUGUAUGUGAAAAAAUAUUUUCUAUGCGAUCUAGCCUAAUGCGGCACGUGAAACGGCAUGUGGUUAUGUGGAAAAACGUCCGUAUACAAGAUUAGUCUCAAAACCCAUAUAGAUAUUGGGUGCAAUGGUACCAUCUAAAUAAUCUAUACCCGCAAAAAGAAAUAUUCAUGUAAGAAUAAUCUCUUCAGGCAUGUCGGAAUCUAUUAUGUGACACUAUCCCUACGAAUUAAAUGUUUAAAAUGUAUAUUCAAUUGUACGAAAACCCGUAAUGAAAGUUGUGAUUUAUUUUUUCA
Trichogramma pretiosum is the source of this 1500-nucleotide messenger RNA. Its product is annotated as gastrula zinc finger protein XlCGF57.1-like. Lineage: Eukaryota; Metazoa; Arthropoda; Insecta; Hymenoptera; Trichogrammatidae. The record is from RefSeq and is a predicted model, not a curated record. Bases 25 to 1302 code for a protein of 425 amino acids. Gene Ontology annotation, molecular function: DNA-binding transcription factor activity; RNA polymerase II cis-regulatory region sequence-specific DNA binding. Gene Ontology annotation, biological process: regulation of transcription by RNA polymerase II. The transcript is spliced from 3 exons.